Messenger RNA from Anneissia japonica, 1122 nucleotides. Its product is annotated as actin-related protein 2/3 complex subunit 4. NCBI's taxonomy places the organism in Eukaryota, Metazoa, Echinodermata, Crinoidea, Comatulida, Comatulidae. The transcript is spliced from 6 exons. Bases 128 to 634 code for a protein of 168 amino acids. Gene Ontology annotation, cellular component: Arp2/3 protein complex; actin cytoskeleton. The record is from RefSeq and is a predicted model, not a curated record. Gene Ontology annotation, molecular function: actin filament binding. Gene Ontology annotation, biological process: Arp2/3 complex-mediated actin nucleation; actin filament polymerization.
GAAAAAAGAUAUGCGCAUGCGCUGUUUACCAACGCAUGUACGUACAUUGGAGGACACGGUACGACGUCUAGGCAGGCGUUUCCGCUUCCUGUAUUUUACUUUUGUAGAUGUGCUAGGCUAACGCAAAAUGGCUGCCACUUUGAGACCAUACCUAAAUGCAGUGCGUUCUACAUUGACCGCUGCCAUGUGCCUAGAGAACUUCUCGUCACAGCAUGUUGAACGACACAACAAGCCAGAAGUGGAAGUCAGGAGUAGCAAAGAGCUUUUGUUACAACCCCUUGUAAUCAGUCGUAAUGAGAGGGAGAAAGUGUUAAUAGAGGGCUCCAUUAAUUCUAUCAGGAUAAGCAUUGCUGUUAAACAGGCUGAUGAAAUUGAAAGAAUUCUAUGUAGAAAGUUCAUGCGAUUUAUGAUGAUGAGGGCAGAGAACUUUUUCAUCUUAAGAAGGAAAGCUGUAGAGGGUUAUGAUAUAAGUUUCCUGAUUACAAACUUUCACACAGAGCAGAUGUUUAAACAUAAACUGGUGGAUUUUGUAAUUCAGUUUAUGGAAGAAAUCGACAAGGAAAUCAGCGAGAUGAAAUUAGCCCUAAAUUCUAGAGCAAGAAUUGCCGCUGAGGAGUUCUUAAAACGAUUUUGAUGGAAUCAAGAUGGAUAUUGUAAAGUGGACACAAGAUUGUUGGCAAAAAGCAGGAAUAGAAGAAAUUUAAAUUAAACGUUUAUAGCUAAUGGAUCCAUUUUUCUGUAUAUAUAAUAUAUUUUCUAUCUUUGAUACAUAAGCUUCCAGUUAUCAUUCUCAAUGUAUGACAAAGGCAUUUAGUCAAAAUCUCUUUUUUUUUUAUCUAUCUGUAUAGAUAGAUUAUAAAGAUGUAUUGUCCUCUGAAACAAACGUUUUCUUGGUAUUUUUCAUUGGACAAUACAUCUUUAACCAUAGCUAUGCAAGCUAGGGUGCUAGGAUACAACAGUGACUACAGUUGAUGCAAGCUUGUGUUUUGAGAGCAAAUGUGACCCAAGCUCACAAAAGGGCUGUAAUCUCGUCCUCAGGCCAAAAAGAGUUUUUGUUAUAAUGGCAUAGAACAUAUCAUUUACUUUAAAAUGACAGUUAAAUGAACUCAAUCGGGUGUCUGG